This is a messenger RNA of Chironomus riparius, 1869 nucleotides long. The record is from the annotation of a GenBank genome assembly. Lineage: Eukaryota; Metazoa; Arthropoda; Insecta; Diptera; Chironomidae.
AUAAAGUUCUUAUGUCUGUUAUCACAGCACUUAAUGUGUUGAACUUUCCAGUGUAAACAAAAGUUAAUGCUUGAUGUUUAGCAAGUUCCGUCAGAAUUUUUUAAAAUUAAUGUUUUUGUUGCAUUGCUCAAUUUGUGCUGGAUUCUUAAGAAUUUUAAAUAGGUCGAAAAUUUAAAAAUAUUUACAAAAUCAAUUUUUUGUGAAUGAAUGAAUCUUCGGAAUCACACCUGAUUAUUCAAAAUUUAUCGUCCACAUAGGAACUGGACAGAUUUUUAACAUAUACCGUUAUUUGAUGAUGAAUUAUUUAUUUUUUGCCAUGCGAUUCUUGUGUUGGAGAAUUCUUUUUAAUCCCUUAUGUUUGUUCUCACAUUCGUCUUUCUUUUGGAUCUAGCAUUUGCUGUGUAUGCGGGUAUGUAUUUAAGGCGACAAAAGUCAGAGAAAGGUGUUCAGUUGUGAUUUACGUGUCGUUAAAAAAUGUUUGGAUUCUCAAAAAUUCUUUUUGUUUUUGGUGCAAUAUUGGCUGUGGUAAAAUAUUAUUCUCUUAGCAAUUUGUUCAAUCUCUUCUGGAUGGUUCUUAAUUGGCAUUCUUGAGUGAUAAUUGGUUACACAAGAUCAGAAAUUGCUAAUGAAAUCAACCAAGCACUGCUUAAUACAAUUCAUAUCUUUUAUCCAGGCUAAUGCAGAUCUAGCAGCAGAAAUCAAAACAUUUCGUACCCAAACGCUAAAUACUAUCCAAAAUCAAUUUAACAAUCUAUUCAAUGAUGUCUACGGUCACUUCCAUCGAUCUCAAAACACUUUGACAGGUGCACGUCAGAACCUUUAUUCAGCUGCAUCUACAUUCCCUUACUUCCGUCUAACUGCUGAAAAUAGACAAAACUUGACAGGCGUUUUGAGUGCUUUAGUUUACAACAUCAUCGACCCAACAAUUGAAGCUGUCCAAAAAUCAGCUAUGACCAAAUUUUAUGCCUACAAUAGUGACACACAGACAGUAACUGAAGAGGCAUUUUUAGCUGUUGAUACUCAAUUGAAUGCAUUAUCAACAUUGGCUCCAAAUUGUACGACGGGAGUUACAAGCAGAAAAUUAACUGCUGAAUAUUCAAAUUAUACAAAUGGAAUUAAUAACUGCACAAGAUUUGUGUUCCAAAAGUUCCGUGAUCCAAUCAAUGAAUUUACUCGAGAGCAUUUUGUUGCACUUCCUCUAAUUAACCGCAUUGUUCGGGAUCUGAAUCAAUGCACGGGUGGACUUAAUUCCAACAGAAUUGAAACUUGCGUCACUAAUUUUGACAAUACUUAUUGCCAGGAAGAUACAUGCAAAGUCAAUCCAACAAUACUUGCAGUCAAAGACCAGGCAGAGACUAUGAUUGUCAAUGGUCGAACAUUAUAUGAUACAUGCUUGAGCGGUUUGAGUAGUCAAUUGCCAUCGAAGCCUUCAUUCUUGACUAAUGAAAAUUGUGUUUUAGGUUUUUAAAUGUCAAGUAACCAAAAUUUAAUGGCUUUAGAGACUAGUAAGUAGUCUCUGACAAAAUGAAUUUCCAUACAAUUUUGUUAUUUAAUAAUCAGUAAUAAACAGACAUAAAAUCUAUUUUUUAAAAAAAAAGUUCUGGUGCGUCAGUAAAUGAAAAUUUUAAUUUGUACCCUUCACAAACAAAGUAAUGCAUUUUGCAGCACACUCUAGAAUGUAUUCAAAUUCAUGAAAAUUUAUGCAACAUAUUGCAUCACAGACAUUUUUCUCUGAAUUACAAAUGGAUAUAUUUCCAACAAAAUAGCUCAGAGCUCAAAUUCAUUCUGCAAUUGUUUGCUAUGCAAGCUGCAGGUUCAUUUUCUAUUUUAGAACUUGCUAUCAAGUUUUAAAACAAUUCAACUAUUCAA